This is a messenger RNA of Hippocampus zosterae (dwarf seahorse), 14340 nucleotides long. Its product is annotated as dynein axonemal heavy chain 10-like. Gene Ontology annotation, cellular component: dynein complex. The transcript has 77 exons. The record is from RefSeq and is a predicted model, not a curated record. Gene Ontology annotation, molecular function: ATP binding; minus-end-directed microtubule motor activity; dynein light intermediate chain binding. The coding region runs from base 86 to 13798 and encodes 4570 amino acids. Gene Ontology annotation, biological process: microtubule-based movement. Lineage: Eukaryota; Metazoa; Chordata; Actinopteri; Syngnathiformes; Syngnathidae.
CGACGAUUUACAUGGCACUCAUCCACUGCGUACGCGUACCAGAACUUGCCAAAUUUACAAUGUUAAGGAACAUUAAUUUGUAGUCAUGGCUCACUACGAUAUACGCGUGGAAUGGAUACGACAACGAGUUCGUGCGCAUUUCAAUUUAAGCGAUAACAAAUGUUUUGACGAACUUCUGAAUAGGAGAGAUGGAAAAGAGGAGGAGGAACUUAUUCGCUAUUUAAAUGUCGUUUCUGAAGAAAACACUGUGUCGUGUCUUCUCUUUAUAAAAACUGUCCGAGAGGAGGAGAUUGAUGUUCAAAUUCCACAGGUAACUCCAGAAAAGAGCAACUCCAGUGACUCUUUGGAUCAUGAAGAGGAAUCGGUGACUCAAAGAGGAAAUAGGACUCCUGAACAACCCAUCAGACAUACGAUUCACAAACAAGUUUAUCACACUGGGCUUCACAUGGCUAUGAACCAAGUUCCAGAGAGAUUUGCCAAAUCUCGAGUUUUAUGUUUCCUCAGGACCACAAAGAAGACCAUUGCAGAACCACUUGACAUAAUUGAAGCCAAUCAGCUGAUGCCCAAGUUCUUCGAAAUCAGUUUGCAUAAUGGACACAACCUGCAGACACUGCAGAAAAAACUUGUACAUAUCUAUAUUCCAUUAAUGACUGCUCAUCAGCUGAAGAAAACUAAGGCUGUCUGUCUGGCUGAAGCCGCUUCUCGAUGUGAAGAAUUCAGUGGUGGUAAAGAAAGCCCGACCAAGACAAGUGACCAAGCACCCAUUCGUAAUGAGUUACUCAACAGCACGCACACGUUUUUGGCUUUGGUCAAUUCAACUAUUCAACAGCUUAAAACUCAAGAUGACAUUGCACUGAGCAUCCCAGAGCUAGAUCUGAAGCCAGAUGUCAGUAACCUGCUGACCAAUCCAGCAGUCGUAGAGACGUUGGAGCAGUGUGUGAUGAAUUGGCAGACUCAGCUUACUGACGUUAUUGAGGAGCAAGAAAAAAAGAAGCCACAGACACCUAGUCCGAUGGCAGAAAUCGUUUUUUGGCAGGACCGCGUCUCCAUCCUGACUGCUCUGAGAAUGAGGCUUCAUCAACCUGUGGUAAAAAAGAUUCUGUUGGUACUGACCAAAGCAAAAGCAGGUGUGAUUCCCACGAUGGAGGCGACAGAGGCUCAACUUGUUAAAUACUGCCUGGAGGCAGACGAAAAUGUACGUUUCCUCCAAACACUGGAAAGGCAUUUCAAGAAUCUGGCCACAGGCGCAAAUUUUAAUGUGGUUCGGGAGACCAUCCCAUCACUUAUGAACAGCCUACAAAUUGUGUGGUUAAUAUCCAGCUACUAUAACAAGAAUGAACGCAUGGUCCCUCUGAUGGAGCGCAUCGUUUGGCAACUGUCUGAGCGUGUGGCUCAAGUCAUUGACAUCCACGUGCUGUUCAAAGAUGAAAGAAAGGUGGCAAAAUCCAAGGUGAAUGAUGCAAAGCAAGUUCUGGAUUUGUGGAAGUCGUCCUACUUUGAAGUGCGUGCCGAAAUUGAACAACGAGGCACUGGUAAACGUUGGGAGUUUGACACGAGAAAGCUCUUCGAGAAAACCGAUUACAUGGCUUCCAUCUGCCAGGACUUGUACAAUGUUUUACAGAGUUUGGACGAGUAUUUCAACAUCUUCAGCCCAGAGUUAAAAAGUGUGACUUUGGAUCCAAAACGUUUUGAUGAAAUGCAGGCCAAAGUGGACAACCUUAUCUCACCUUUUGAGGAAGUAACUUUUGAUCCUUUCAAUGUCUGCAAGAUGAGCAGCUGGAAAAUCAUCAUGCAAAACUUCAACAGCAGUGUUUUUGCAAUGGAAAGGGAGGUGAUUGCCUUUAUUGACAAGUCUUUCACGUCACUGCGCUCUUCGACUGCUGCUUUUGGAAUGCUUGUGAAGUACAAAGAUAUUCGGUCUAGACCAGCCAUCAAUAAUCAUUUGCUGAAGAAGACUAAUGACCUUCUGGCUCAGUAUUGCAAAGAGGUGGACAUUGUGAAUGAAAUAUUUGAGGACAAUAAAAACAAACCAAAAAUAAAUAAGAAUGAGCCCCCUGUGGCAGGCAGCAUCAGAUGGACACAUUCCCUUUUUCACCAUGUAAAAGAAGGAAUGCUUCUUCUCCUGACAAUGCCGGGUUUGUUGGAGAGUGAAAUGGGAAAACUGGCAAAAAACAAAUACUUGGAAAUGGCAAGAAAAAUGAAUGAGUAUGCUGUUAAAAAGUAUCGGUCAUGGGUGUCUGAUACUGAACGCCACUUGCCAUUGUUACUGAAGACACCCAUUUUGGCCAUCAUUGUGAAUGAAAGCCAUGUCCAGAGUGAGCUGGUCAUCCCCGCCAAGUCUGAAAUCCAUUUACAAAAGUAUCGGCGAUAUUGUGCAAACUUUCCACCGGAGAUCAUGACAAUAAUUUCAGAGACAAAAAACUUGAUUUCAAUGUCCUUUUCUGUGCCUGAGGUUGCUCAAAACGUGACUCUACAGGAGCUCAACUUCAUAAGGUACAGUAAUGAGCUACGCAAGCUUGUCAGCAGCUACAACUCUACAGUCGAUAGUCUGAGUGAUGCAAAGAUCACUAUGUUGUCUCAAAUCAUCAAAAGGGUUGAAACGCUGUUGUUGUCAGGAUGCAAGAGACUGAACUGGAGUUCCUUAGCAAUUGCAGAUUUCAUCAAUGAGGCCAAUCAGGAGCUCUCAAAGUUUGAGUCAAUUGUCAGUCAAAUAGAGAACAAUGAGUUCGAUAUUGAAGCUAAGUUGCAAUCCAUCACGAUGGCAGUCCUCCUGAAAUGCCCUGCUCCAGACAAGAUGGACCUUUUACCAAGUGUCAGGGAGUUUUGUGAAUGUGUUGAUAGAGAGCAGUUCAAGACAGUGAAUUUGUUGAAAAGCAAAUACGCUGACAUUGGACCUGUCAUCUCAAAGGUGGAACACUUGAUCAUGGAAACAAACACUGGCAAGUGUACCAAUAUGUCAAGUUAUUAUGCAUUCUGGGAAUGCAAGGUGCACGAGGCUCUCAUUAGCAUGGUGCAGAGGAACAUCAAGGCUUUCAAUGCUGCGCUGAUGGGGAGCGACCCUCUCUUCCGUAUCGAUGCCAUCCUCUCUGCCCCCAAGAUUUUGUUGCAGCCUAAAAUAAAUGAGAUCUACCAGUUACUUAUGCAGCGUAUCCGAGAUUGUGUUGAGUCCACCAAAGAAUUUGAGCGCUGGAUGAAUGGAACCUGCAUUGAGUGCCCACCACAGCAUGUAGAUGGUGAUGACUUGGUGACUUUUAGCUUCCAUGAAGAAGUGUGUCAUCAUCCUCAAAUCAAUGAAAGUGCACUUGCAGUAUCCGAGAACAUUCAGCGGUUGUUGCUUUCUGUCGACCAGCACCUUAACCAUUGGAAACAGUACCAGGCUCUAUGGGAAAGGGACAAAGCCACAGUGUGUGAAAAGUUUGCUGCCAAAAAUCCAUCAUGUGUCAUGUAUGAUAAGAGGCUUCAGUUUUAUGAUCACAUACAUCAAAAGGUGCUUGUAGAGCCUUUGUUUCAGAAUGUACACAUUGUCCAACUAAACCUGGAGCCACUGUGCCGGACUGUGCAGGAGAUGUCAGGGUACUGGAUCACUUCACUGGGGAGAUUGCUCAACAAAUCUGCCAAAGAUGAACUCUUCAACUUAAAAGAUGACCUCAUGCAACUUUCUGAGAAGCUGAAACAGAGUCCUGACACUUUUGAGAACUUGAAGAAUGUCCUUGGGACUGUGUCAAACAUUCGAGACAUGUCUCUUAAUGUCGAGUUGUGCAUCACCGAUAUCCAGGAAAGAUACCGAACGCUGGCGAUGUACAAAGUGGAGGUUGAAAAAGCCGAACUGGAACUCGUAGAAAAUAUUAACCAGAUUUGGAGUGACCUUUUUGCAGAAUCCAGACAGGUGGAUCUGAGUCUGACAGAUGUAAAGAUAUCAUUCAAAGAGACUGCCAAAAAGAUGGCAGAAGACUUUCAAGAGGAGUUGUCCCUCUUUUUUGAAAGUUUUAACAUGCAUGGUCCCGGAGCUGUUGGAAAUGAUCUAGAAAAAGGACUAUCACUAAUGGACUCGAAUGAAGCAGAGCUUGCCAAAAUGGUGGCCGGACGGCAGGAGCUAGCUAAUGCUGAGAAGCUAUUGGACCUUCCCGUCCUUGCGUAUCCAGAGAUUGUCAGCAUACAAAAAGACAUGAAUGGUUUAAGGCAGAUUUAUGAUAUCUUCCGUGAUCAAAAGGUUGCAAAGGCCAAGUGGUCUCAGACUUUGUGGGUGGACUUAGAUAUCCACUUGCUUCAGGAUGGUGUUGAAUUAUUUGUCCAAAAUUUGAGGAAGCUGCCCAAAGAUGUGCGAGCCUUGCCUGUGGCCUGCUUUGUUGAGGGCAGAAUGAUGGAAUUCAGAGAUUCUCUUCCUUUUCUACUGGACCUGAAGAAUGAAGCCCUCAGAGAAAGACACUGGAAACAAUUGAUGAAAAGGACUGGCACAAGCUUUGAGAUGAACAGAUGCAGCUUUACUCUGGAGAACAUGUUUGCCAUGGAUCUUCAUAAGCAUGCCGGUGUGAUCAAUGACAUUGUCACUUCGGCUGUCAAAGAGCUUGGUAUUGAAAAGGGUGUGAAGGAGGUGGUGGAAACCUGGGAAAACAUGAAAUUCAUUGUCCAACCCUACCGCAAAGGCACCCAGCAACAGUGUUGCAUCUUGGGUGCAGUGGAUGAGAUCUUGUCUAAUGUGGACAACGAUGCCAUGAAUUUGCAGAGCAUGGCAGGGAGCCGUUUUGUUGGACCUUUCUUGAGCACCAUACAACAAUGGGAGAAAGACCUGUCUCUUAUCAGUGAGACGAUAGAGAUUUGGUUGCUGGUACAACGGAAAUGGAUAUACUUGGAGAGCAUUUUCAUUGGUGGUGAUAUUUCCUCACAGUUACCAGAGGAAGCCAAGAAAUUUGGCAUCAUUGACAAAAAGUUUAAAGAAAUAAUGAAUGAAGCACAGAGGAACCCAAACAUAAAGCACUGUUGCCUGGUUCCCAACCGGCUAAUGGACCUGCAGACCCUCAGUGACAACCUAGAAAGGUGCCAGAAAAGUCUCAACGACUACCUAGAUUCGAAGCGGGAUGCAUUCCCACGCUUCUUCUUCAUCUCUGAUGAUGAACUGCUCAGCAUUUUGGGGAGUAGUCAUCACGACUGUGUGCAGGAACACAUGAUAAAGAUGUACGACAAUAUCGCAUCCCUGCGUUUUGAUGCGGAGAGCAGUGGGGAAACCUCAGCAGGAGCUAUGGUAUCUGCUGAGGGCGAAGUGAUGGAGUUUCAAAAGCCCGUCCAGAUCAAAGGAAGGGUGGAGGAAUGGAUGACUGGAGUCCUACACGAGAUGAGGAGAACGAAUCGACUCAUCACCAAGGAGGCGAUCUUUCGCUACUGUGAAGACAGAGGCAGGGUGGACUGGAUGUUGCUGUACCAGGGCAUGGUGGUACUGGCUGCAAAUCAAGUGUGGUGGACAUGGGAGGUGGAGGAUGUUUUUAGCAACUUGAAGAAAGGAGAUCAAUAUGCUCUCAAGAACUGUGCGAAGAAAAUGCACCAACAGAUUGAUGAGUUAGUGUCACGAAUAACGCAGCCUAUGAAGAAAAAUGACAGACGGAAGAUCAACACUGUCCUUAUCAUAGAUGUCCAUGCAAGAGACAUUGUAGACGGCAUUCUCUUGAAUAGUGUAACCAAUGCUGAAGAGUUUGCGUGGGAAAGCCAAUUGAGAUUCUACUGGGUCCAAGGGGAAGACAAUCUCGUUGUACGUCAGUGCAGUGCAUCUUUUUUUUAUGGCUACGAAUACAUGGGGUUGAACGGUCGCUUGGUUAUAACUCCUCUGACCGACCGGAUCUACCUCACGAUCACACAGGCUCUCUCCAUGUUCCUGGGUGGAGCUCCUGCUGGGCCAGCCGGUACUGGAAAGACAGAGUCAACCAAAGAUCUGGCCAAAGCUUUGGGCCUGCUCUGUGUGGUUACCAACUGUGGGGAAGGCAUGGACUACAUGGCUGUGGGCAAGAUCCUCUCUGGCUUGGCCCAAUGUGGAGCUUGGGGCUGCUUUGAUGAAUUCAACCGCAUUGAUGCCUCAGUGCUUUCAGUUAUCUCUUCCCAAAUCCAAACCAUCCGCAAUGCUCUCAUUCUGCAUCUUAAAAUAUUUAACUUUGAAGGUCAUGAGAUUACACUGGAUAGCCGAAUUGGGAUUUUCAUCACCAUGAACCCGGGCUACGCAGGGCGCACAGAGCUGCCCGAAUCAGUCAAAGCUCUCUUCAGGCCCGUGGUGGUGAUUGUGCCUGACUUGCAACAAAUUUGUGAGAUCAUGCUCUUUUCUGAGGGAUUCCUCAUGGCCAAGAUCCUUGCAAAGAAGAUGACUGUGCUAUACAAAUUGGCCCGAGAGCAGCUAUCCAAGCAGUCUCAUUAUGACUUUGGCCUGCGAGCUUUGAAAUCUGUCCUCGUGAUGGCAGGAGAACUGAAGAGGGGCUCACCAGACAUCACUGAGGAUGUGGUAUUGAUGCGAACCUUGAGGGACAUGAAUCUACCAAAGUUUGUGUUUGAGGAUGUGCCCCUGUUCCUCGGGCUCAUCUCAGACCUGUUUCCGGGUCUGGAAUGCCCUCGCGUUGGUUAUCCUAACUUCACUGAUGCUGUCGAAGAGGUCCUGCAAGAGAACAAGUACAUUUUGUUGCCUGUCCAGGUGGAUAAAGUGCUGCAGAUGUACGAAACAAUGAUGGUACGGCAUACAACUAUGUUAGUGGGCCCAACAAGUGGAGGGAAAUCGGUUGUAAUCAGCACAUUAUGCCAAGCACAAACCAAACUGGGAUUGCACACCAAGUUAUAUCCCCUGAACCCCAAAGCUGUGAGUGUCAUUGAACUUUAUGGUAUUCUGCAUCCUGACACUCGAGACUGGACUGAUGGGGUCUUAUCCAACAUCUUCCGUGACAUCAACAAGCCUACCGACAAACAAGAGAGGAGAUAUAUCCUUUUUGAUGGGGAUGUGGAUGCUCUCUGGGUUGAGAACAUGAAUUCGGUAAUGGACGACAACAAGCUCCUUACUCUGGCUAAUGGAGAACGAAUUCGUUUACAAGGUCACUGUGCGCUGCUGUUUGAGGUUGGAGAUCUGCAGUAUGCUUCCCCUGCUACUGUCUCCCGCUGUGGAAUGGUUUUUGUGGAUCCCAAAAACUUGCGUUACACCCCAUACUGGCAGAAAUGGUUAAAAACCAGACCCGUCAAAGAACAAGAAGAACUUGAUAAACUUUUUGAAAAGUACGUGCACACCUUGAUUGACAUGAUUGUGGAAGGUAUUGUUGAUGGGAAACAAGGGCAGAAACUGAAGACUGUUGUCCCGCAGACUGAUCUAAAUAUGGUGUCCCAGCUCUGCAUGACCCUUGAUGCCCUACUUGAAAAUGAGAACCAAAGUGCAGAUGUGUUGGAGUGUUACUUCUUGGAAGCGCUGUACUGCUCUCUUGGGGCAACACUGGUGGAUGAUGGAAGAGAAAAAUUUGAUGAUUUAAUCAAAAGGAUUUCUAGCUUAACCACUGUGUGCAAUGAAAAAAAAAUGGCUGGACCUGGAGAGAUCCCAGGGUUCUUGCCCACUCUCUUUGAUUUUCAUUUCUGUGGAACACAGCUGAAGUGGGUUCCCUGGAGUUAUCUGGUCCCGAAAUACAUUCAUAAUCAUGAAAUUAAAUUUAAUGACAUUCUGGUCCCAACUGUGGAUACCACAAAAACGAGCUGGAUCUUGGAACAGAUGGUUAAGGUAAAGAGGUCUGUUCUUUUGGUUGGAAACCCCGGGACCUCUAAAACAGCCACUGUUCAUAACUUUUUGAAGAACCAAAAUGGAGAAAAAAAUAUUACUUUGACCAUCAACCUUUCAUCGAGGACAACAUCAAUGGACCUCCAGAAAAAUUUAGAGGCCAAUAUAGAGAAAAGGACCAAAGAUUUAUAUGGUCCUCCAGUGGGCAAAAGAUUAUUGAUCUAUAUAGAUGACAUGAAUAUGCCAAUGGUGGAUAGCUAUGGCACACAGCAGCCAAUUGCACUGCUGAAGCUCUUAUUGGACAGAGGGGGCCUUUAUGACAGAGGAAAGGAGCUCACCUACAAAACCCUCAAAGACCUUGGCUUCAUUGCUGCCAUGGGGAAGGCCGGAGGUGGGAGGAACGAGGUGGAUCCCCGCUUCCUUUCCCUCUUCAGUGUCUUCAGUAUUCCUUUCCCUGCUGUAGAGUCUCUCCACCUGAUCUACUCCUCCAUUAUCAAAGGCCACACCAAACACUUUGAGGAUGCGGUACAGAACGUUUGUGAUAAAGUCACCUUGUGCACACUGGAACUAUACAACAGCCUUGUCAAAGAACUUCCACCGACUCCAGCAAAAUUCCACUACAUCUUUACCCUGAGAGACCUAUCGAGGGUCUACAAUGGCCUCACCCUCACUCAGCCUCACAGAUUUUUGACGGUCUCUCUAUUUGUACGGGUUUGGCGAAAUGAGUGUUUGAGGAUUUUUCACGACAGACUCGUUGAUGAAAAAGACAAAAAAAUGGUUCAAAGUCUUAUUAAGAACUUAGUUGAGGUGCAUUUCAAGCCAUGCCUAGAGGAUGUUAUGAGAGACCCAGUUCUUUUUGGAGACUACAGGGCAGCUCUGAGCAAGACAGAACCAAGAGUAUAUGAGGACUUGCUGGAUUAUGAAGCUUCUAAAGCCCUAUUUCAGGAGAUUCUAGAGGAAUACAAUGAUAGAAUGUCGAGGAUGAAUCUUGUGCUGUUUGAUGACGCCCUGGAACAUCUGACUCGAGUGCACCGCAUCAUCCGCAUUGAUCGAGGUCAUGCUCUGCUUGUGGGUGUGGGAGGCUCAGGCAAACAGUCCAUCACCAAGCUUGCUGCCUUCGCUGCUGACUAUGAGGUGUUUGAGAUAACCCUCAGCAGAGGAUAUUGCAAAUCAAACUUUUAUGAAGAUUUGAAAAAAUUAUAUUUGAAGCUGGGCAUCGAAAAUAAGAAGACUGUGUUUCUCUUUACUGAUGCUGAUGUUGCAGAAGAAAGUUUUCUGGAACUCAUAAACAACAUGCUUACAUCAGGUAUUGUUCCUGCACUGUUUCCUGAUGAUGAGAAAGAAGCGGUCCUCAACCAGCUUCGUGAAGAGGCUCUCAAAAUGGGACCCGGUCCUUCUAAAGACAGUGUGUGGCAGUAUUUUGUCAAUAAAAGUGCCAGCAACCUCCACAUAGUUUUAGGCAUGUCUCCUGUUGGAGAUACCCUGAGAACACGCUGCAGAAACUUUCCAGGACUGAUGAACAACACUGUGAUUGACUGGUACUUAUCAUGGCCUCCACAAGCAUUACGUGCUGUAGCUGAGUUUUUCCUAGGUGAAAGUGAAAUGAUUCCAAGGGAACAUGCUCAAGCUGUGACAGAGCAUGUCUGCUUGGUCCAUAAGUCGGUUGGCAACUACAGUACGCUGUUCCAGCAAAAACUUAGACGUUCUAACUAUGUCACCCCAAAGAACUAUUUGGACUUCAUUAACACAUAUUUGAAACUCCUGCAGGAAAAGGACCAGUAUAUUCUUGCGCAGUGCAAACAUCUUGAGGGGGGGUUGGACAAGUUAAAGGAAGCCAGUGUACAACUGGAUGAGCUAAACAUCAAACUGGCAGAGCAGAAGGUGGUUCUCGCGGAGAAGUCUGCAGCCUGUGAGACCAUGCUGUUCGAGAUUGCCUCGAGCACCACAGUGGCCGAGGAGAAAAAGACACUAGCGCAAGACAAAGCCAAAGAGAUUGAAGAGCAAAAUAAAGUGAUUGCUGUUGAAAAGUUAGAAGCUGAAACAUCCCUGGCUGAAGCUCUGCCAGCAUUAGAAGCAGCUCGCAUUGCCUUGCAAGACCUUGAUAAAUCUGAUGUCACUGAGAUCAGAUCCUUUGCAAAACCACCCAAGCAGGUGCAGGUGGUGUGUGAAUGUAUCCUGGUGCUGUGUAAAAAAAAGGAAAUUAGCUGGCAAGCUGCGAAGGCGAUGAUGUCAGAACCUGGCUUUCUGCGUUCACUGAUGGAGAUGGACUGUGAUGCCAUCGGUGCCAACCAGGUCAAGACUGUCAAGGGCUUCCUGAAGAACCUUGGGACCAGCCUUGAGGAAAUGCAAGCCAUCAGCAAAGCAGGUUCAGGAAUGUUCAAAUUUGUGGAGGCUGUCGUUGGUUACUGUGAAGUUGCCAGGGAGAUAAAGCCCAAAAGGGACAAAGUCGCGCUCCUUGAAAGGAACUUCUUUGAGAGUAAGAGGGAGCUGGAGCUCAUUCAAAGUGAACUCAGUGAUAUCCAGAGAGAGCUGAUGGCUCUCAGAGACAAAUAUCAAAUUGCUAUUGGGGAGAAACAGAAACUACAAGAGGAGGCUGAGCUGAUGGAGAGAAGACUCAUAGCUGCUGACAAACUUAUCUCGGGCCUGAGCUCUGAGAAUGUGAGGUGGGCACACGAUUUAGAGGAUUUGAAACAACGGCGUGUGCGUCUCCUCGGAGACUGUCUACUCUCUGCUGCCUUCUUGAGCUACGAGGGAGCCUUCAGCUGGGACUUCAGGAAUGAGAUGGUGUACCAAACGUGGGUUGACGACGUAAAGGAGAGAUGCAUUCCCUUGAGCCAGCCGUUUAAAGUGGACAACUUAUUAACAGAUGAGGUGGAAAUCAGCAGGUGGGGGUCAGAGGGUUUGCCUCCAGAUGAGUUGUCAGUGCAGAAUGGAAUCCUUACAACAAGAGGCAGCCGUUUCCCCAUGUGUAUUGACCCUCAACAACAAGCCCUGAACUGGAUUAAGAAGAAGGAGGCAAGCAAUAACCUCAAGAUCUCCUCCUUCAAUGAUCCCGAUUUCCUGAAACACCUUGAGAUGGCCAUUAAAUACGGGUUCCCGUUCCUUUUCCAAGAUGUCGAUGAGUACAUUGACCCCGUGAUUGACAAUGUCCUGGAGAAGAAUUUGAAAGGAGCAGAAGGCAGGCAGGUUGUCAUGCUAGGUGACAAAGAGGUGGACUUUGAUCCCAACUUCCGACUUUACCUCAACACUAAACUGGGAAACCCCAAAUUUUCCCCCUCUGUGUUUGGAAAAGCCAUGGUUAUCAAUUAUACCGUGACCCUUAAGGGCCUGGAGGACCAAUUGCUCAGUGUUAUCAUGGGCUUUGAGAAGAAGGAGCUGGAAGAGCAGCGGGAGUUUUUGAUCCAGGAGACGAGCGACAAUAAGAAGCUGCUGAAGAACCUCGGUGACACCCUGUUAAGGGAGCUGGCCACGUCUACCGGCAACAUGUUGGAUAACACAGAGCUGGUCUACACUUUGGAGGAAACAAAGUCAAAAUCCAGUGAGGUGUUUGAGAAGCUUAAGUUGGCUGUGACGACAUCCGUGGACAUUGACGUGCUCCGAAACGGCUACCGACCAGCUGCCAAGCGCGGUGCUAUUUUAUUCUUUGCAUUGACAGAAAUGGCUCUGGUAAACAGCAUGUACCAGUAUUCUCUCGCCUCGUAUCUGGAAGUCUUUGACUUUUCCCUGCGUAAGUCUCCACAAAGUCCUGCUCUGCCCUCAAGACUGAAUAACAUCAUGAACAGUCUGACAUAUAACAUAUAUAAGUAUGGCUGCACCGGUCUGUUUGAGAAACACAAGCUUCUCUUCUCGUUCAUCAUCACCAUCAAGAUUGAGCAGUCAGAAGGUCGAGUACCUCAGGAGGAACUGGAAUUUUUCAUCAAAGGUAAUCUGUCUUUGGAAAAGAGUUUUUACAAAAAGACUUGUAACUGGCUUCCUGAUUCUGGAUGGGAAGAUGUUGUGAAACUAUCUGAACUUUUUCCUGAGAAGUUUGAAUCUUUGCCUGAUGAUAUGAGUAGAAAUUCAUCAGACUGGCAAUCAUGGUAUGACCUUGAUGCGCCGGAACAGGCUCCGCUGCCAAUGAAAUAUGAUGACAAGCUGACAGACUUUCAGAAGCUGCUCUUGCUGCGCUGUUUUCGUGUUGACAGAAUUUACAGAGGCAUCAAUGACUACGUCACUCUCACCAUGGGCGAGAGAUAUGUUCAACCUCCUGUGAUCAGUGUUGAUGUUAUUUAUGAGCAGAGCACACAGUUCUCCCCUAUUGUCUUCAUCCUGAGCCCUGGUUCUGACCCUGGCGCUGACCUCAUGAAACUGGCUGACAGGACUGGCUUUCGGGGCAAGUUCAAGUUCCUUGCUAUGGGCCAAGGGCAAGAGAAGGUUGCAUUACACCUUCUGGAGCUGGCAGCGGCUCGCGGUCAGUGGCUGAUGCUCCAGAACUGCCACGUGCUGGUGAAAUGGCUGAAAGAUUUGGAGAAGUGCAUCGAGAGGGUCACCAAACCUCACCCCAAUUUUCGCCUUUGGUUGACCACCAACCCGAUUGAUGACUUUCCCAUUGGUAUUCUUCAAAAAUCUCUUAAGGUUGUCACUGAGGCUCCAAAUGGUCUCAAGCUCAACAUGAGAGCCACCUACUCGAAAAUCUCCCACGAGACUAUGACUGGAUGCCCACACCCUGCCUUCCGCAGCCUGGUCUAUGUGCUGUCUUUCUUCCAUGCCGUGGUGCAAGAGAGGCGCAAGUAUGGCAAAAUUGGAUGGAACGUCCCUUAUGACUUUAGCGAAUCAGACUUCUUGGUGUGUUUGGAGAUCUUGAACACCUACCUGACCAAAGCUCAUAACCAAAAGGAGAGCAACAUCCCCUGGGGCAGUAUUAAGUACCUUGUAGGCGAGGUGAUGUAUGGUGGACGAGUCAUAGAUAGUUUUGACCGCAGGAUCCUAAAUGUCUACAUGGAUGAGUACUUUGGAGACUUCCUCUUUUAUGACUUUUGCCGCUUUCACUUCUUCAAAAACAAUGAGGUAGACUACAGGAUUCCUCUAAAUGGACCCACGGAUGUUUAUAUUGAUGAGAUUGAGUCUCUGCCAUUGGCAAACACCCCCGAGGUGAUGGGUCUUCAUUCCAAUGCAGAGAUAGGAUACUACACACAAGCAGCUAAAGACAUGUGGUUGCAUCUCAUCGACCUCCAACCACAGACGGGAGAGUCUGGUGGAGGCAUCAGCAGGGAUGAGUACAUCACUCAGGUCGCCCAGGACAUUCAGAGCAAGCUGCCAGCAUUAUUUGACCUGGAUGUUAUCCGCAAGCAAUUUGGCACGGAUAUCUCCCCUACAUCAGUGGUGCUCCUUCAAGAACUGGAGCGCUUCAACAAGCUAGUGGUCCGUAUGAAGCGGUCUCUGGCUGAGCUGCAGAGGGCCUUGGUCGGUGAGGUGGGUAUGAGCAGUGAGCUGGACGAAGUUGCCCGGGCCCUUUUUAAUGGUCAGAUCCCUGCUAUUUGGAAGAAGUUAGCACCUGACACCCUCAAGUCUCUAGGCAACUGGAUUAUACAUUUCAAGAGGCGAUUUGAGCAAUAUAAAUCAUGGGUGGAUACAGCAGAGCCAAAGGUCAUGUGGUUGUCAGGACUCCACAUCCCAGAAUCCUACCUGACUGCCCUCAUUCAAGCUGCAUGCAGAAAAAAUGGUUGGCCUCUGGAUCUUUCCACACUUUACACUGAGGUGACCCGCUACUGUGAAGUGGAAGAAGUCAGUGACAGACAUGCGCAGGGUUUCUUUGUGUCUGGUUUGUACCUGGAAGGAGCAGACUGGGACAUGGAAAUGGGCUGCCUGGUGAAGAGUAAACCAAAAGUUCUUGCAGUUCAACUGCCUAUUCUCAGAGUCAUACCCAUAGAGACCCAACGUCUCAGGUUACAGAAUACUUUGCGGACACCAGUGUAUACUACAUCAUUACGGAGAAAUGCAAUGGGUGUGGGUUUGGUUUUUGAGGCUAAUUUGUUCACCAAUGAGCACCUCUCCCACUGGGUGCUUCAGGGUGUCUGUUUAGCCCUCAAUGCUGACUAAAAACUAUUAUCAUCAUCAAUGUUCCCUCGAAGCUGUGCAUGUGAGCAAACUGCUCUCACUCUCAGCGCGCAUGGUGACGCUGGUGCACACCAUGCACACACACAUUACAUUUCCACACUCAUCCCUUUAUUUUUCACCCCUGUUUUAAACAGAACACUCCUCCUCUCCCACUUAGUUUACAGUUUUAGUAAUGUGACCGGAGGUACAUUCAGUUAUUCUGUUCUUGAAUAACGAGGUCCAAUGCAAAAUGAAAGCGUUCUGCCUAAAAAAACAUUUUUGCAGGUUUGAUUGAGACUCUCAAAUUUAAAAGCACUUCAUGAAGAAAAUCUUUCUCGUUUCAGUUGCAUACCUUUUCUGUUUCAGUUGUAGUUUGCAGUUCGAUCUGUGUACUGUACCGCACAACAUUGUGGCGUAUUUAAAUAAGAGGCUGAUACACGUGUUUAAUGUUUUGUCUUACAAAUCGGGAGUUGCAUACACAUCAAAACCGAAGAGGGAAUGGUAACGCUAUUACAAUGAAGGAAUACAAACAGUAUACAAAUAAU